Puntigrus tetrazona (Sumatra barb) is the source of this 3496-nucleotide messenger RNA. It is a transcript of the gene evx2, whose product is annotated as even-skipped homeobox 2. Gene Ontology annotation, molecular function: DNA-binding transcription factor activity, RNA polymerase II-specific; RNA polymerase II cis-regulatory region sequence-specific DNA binding. The transcript has 3 exons. Gene Ontology annotation, cellular component: nucleus. NCBI's taxonomy places the organism in Eukaryota, Metazoa, Chordata, Actinopteri, Cypriniformes, Cyprinidae. The record is from RefSeq and is a predicted model, not a curated record. Gene Ontology annotation, biological process: regulation of transcription by RNA polymerase II. The coding region runs from base 576 to 1841 and encodes 421 amino acids.
UCGGAGAGAGGGAGUGGGAGAGAGCCAGAACAGAAGGAAGGAACAAUAGAGAAUCAAAGCAUAAUGAUAUUCCUAAAUGAAGAGGGAAAUGUUGCCGCGCUCAUUUUAUUAAUCAGACUGUCAAUUUCACCCCAGAGGCCAACCCCAGGAGCCAUCUAAAACAGACUCAGAUCAGAAGCUGCUCUCCUCACUUCUCCUCUCUCUCUCCACCUGGAUGUACGCGUCUGGCCGAUCAAGGGCCGACUCUAUCAAGCGAUGACAGUCUCUCUCCUAUUUAUUUGCUUAUAAACCUGUUACAAUAAAUGAUCAUUCGAGCCGCGUCACGCGCACCUUUAACGACGAAGGCGCAAACCACUUUUUGAUGAAUGACUUUCUGGACCAGAGAGGAUGCGCGGGUCAUUUUGAGCAGUCAUUCGUCGCCCGCGUACCGGCAUUCCUCUGUUUUUUUUUCCUGCUUCCAGCUCAUAAAGGUGUUAUAUUAUUUAGAGGCGGCAGCUGAGCUGAAUGCGGAUUAGAUCCGCCACCAGUCAUCGGAGCACCAGCCCUGGGACUUUGGAUUUUUUCUGCACGACUUCAUGAUGGAGAGGAUAAGAAAAGAAAUGAUUCUGAUGGAAAGGGGACUACACAGUCCAGUGGCGGGAAAGAGGCUCUCCAACCUCUCCGACUCGGCCGGGAACGCGGUGCUCGAGGCCCUGGAAAAUUCUCAGCACGCGGGUCGCCUCAGUCCGAGAAUAACUUCUGCCUCGCUGCAUGGCAGCCUCGGGGAUAUUCCCACCAAAGGCAAGUUCGAAAUCGACAGCUUGUUUGGGAACCACCACGGCGACAACACCUCCUCCACGGAAGUGUCGUCCUCCGAAAGCAGGAAGAAAAUAAACCUGUACCCCGAAGUUUCUCCCGACUCCGACAUGAACAGCGACGUGGAAGUGGGCUGCCCGUCUCACCGAUCACCGGGCAGCAUCAGCCAGCAGAAGGAAAACAACAGCAAAGGUUUUUCCGACAGUAAUUCGGGAACCUCCAAUACGAGUUCGUCGUCUCUAUCGAAUAUUAACGGUUCCAUCGGUAACUCCGGCAGCUCGAGCUCGGACCAGGUGAGGAGGUACCGGACUGCGUUUACCCGGGAACAGAUCGGAAGACUGGAGAAAGAGUUUUACAGGGAAAACUACGUCUCGAGACCCAGGAGAUGUGAACUGGCCGCGGCAUUAAAUUUACCCGAAACGACGAUAAAGGUGUGGUUUCAGAACCGACGAAUGAAGGACAAGCGGCAGCGGCUCGCCAUGUCCUGGCCACAUCCCGCCGAUCCCAGCUUCUACACCUAUAUGAUGACGCACGCGGCCGCCACCGGAAGUCUGCCUUACCCUUUCCAUUCCCACAUGCCACUACACUAUUACCCCCAUGUCGGUGUCACGGCAGCAGCUGCCGCGGCAGCCGCCUCAGGAGCCGCCUCUUCACCUUUUGCUACCUCUAUACGUCCCCUCGAUACUUUCCGUGCGCUUUCUCAUCCGUAUUCGCGCCCAGAGCUGUUGUGUAGUUUCCGGCACCCAGGACUAUACCAGUCACCGGCGGGUCUGAACAGCUCCGCGGCGGCGUCGGCGGCGGCGGCGGCUGCGGCGGCCGCUGCGGCGGUGAGCGCGCCUUCGGCCGCGGGGCCGUGCUCGUGUCUCAGCUGCCACAGCAGCCAGGCCGCCAGCGCUCUGGGCUCCAGGAGCGCCGGCUCUGAUUUCACCUGCACAGCGACAGGGCAGAGGUCCGAGAGCGGAUUUUUGCCAUACUCGGCAGCGGUUCUCAGCAAAACCGCGGUGCCCUCGCCGGACCAGAGAGAAGAAAGCGCGCUCAAUAGAUAGCUUAGCACCGGCACACGCUCUUUUAUUUGAAGCACAUGCGGUUAUUAUUAUUAUUAUUAUUAUUAUUUAUUUUUGUUAAAUUGCGGGACGGCAUUUCCAUUCCAGUAAGGCCUGUAGCGCCCAGAAUUAUAUAAGAAAACUAUUUAAAAUACACUGUUAUUGAAAUCAAGGCCUUUUUUUAAACGCGUCAAAACACUGCGUUAUAGAACGAGCGUUUUUGAUUUAUUGUUUUUAAAACGCGAGUAGCAUAGAAAUUAUUUUAUUUAUUCUUAUUUAUUACGCAGAUAUCCUUUUCGAUUAGACCGGACUACAGUUUAGAGGAUAUACACUGGUUGUGCCACUUCAGCAUCGGUUAAGGGACCAGGCGUAGGAGAAGGAUGCUCUUCUGAAAGUGCUGCUGCUCGAGGGACUCUCUCUCUCUCUCUCUCUCUCUCUCUCUCUUUUUCCCUCUUUCUCUCUCCCAGACGCAGGAGUGCGGCGCGUAAAACCCGCACUGCUGCCGCAAUGUCAAUUCUGCUGUUAAUAAUGUGAAGAUUAUGACGAAAAUUGCCAAUCAUGUACCUUGAUGGACCUCCUUUGAAUGUGGAAACGUAAGAAAGUUCCCGUUCCGAGACUCGCUGUCAAAGCAUAACAACCCGCCGUGGGAAGUCAUUAGACGAGAUAGAUAAAAGACCUUGAGCAUCUCGCGUUGUUCUCGGUGUGUAGAUUGUACAGUAUUAAACGUGGUAUUCGUUACCUGAGAUUUCUUUUUUUAUUAUUAUUUUAAAAAAAAAAAUUCCCUUUCCACCGAGUCCUAUUUCCAAUCUUCUUAUUGGAACGCUGGUCGGCCUGGGUAGACUUUUUUUUUUCUCAGAGAUGUUCCGCUGAUGCGAGCAGUCUCAUUAAAUCCAAACCGAUAUUUCCAUAAUACUCCCAGUAGAGACUCUUCACUCACAAUAUAAUGGGAUUAUCCACACAACCCCAAACUUCAGACAAAUUGCUCAUGCAUUUCUGUCUGCAUACAUAUUUUUUUUUUUGGUCACCGGGCGGAAUUCUGCCUUACAUAAAACCACAUUUUUAAAAAUAGCGAAAUAGCACUUGUACAGAUCAAACGGUGAGAUAUUUUAUCACAACACGCACAGUCACGUUUAAAUUGUAUUAAACCGAAAUUUUGACACGGAUUUUUUUUUUAAAUAUGUUAUUUAAUUUACGUGAGUUGCUGGGUGUUUAUUUAACGAUUGCUUUAGGCAUAUAAACAAUCUGACUUUGAUUCUGACUACAGAACGAUUUAAAAAAAAUACAAUAUUAGGCCCGAAAUCAUGUUGCAAGCCGGGAUGGUCACUCAUUGUAUAUAAAGCACAUCGCAUCGCUGUUUCCAUUUCAAAUGAAAAAAAAAAAAAAGAAAAUUAAAAAUAAAAACAUUUUUUUUUACCAUCACCGAGUUGUCGCGCGGGGCUGGCCGCCGUCUGUUCAAUAAACGACAAUACUAAAAUCCCAGUGUUUUUGCUCCUCUCCCAAGGGUUGCCGUGAUACACGACUCUGUACAUUACGUCUCUGUAUUUUACAUAUUGCCGACUGUAUGAAUUUUCAUAUUUUCACUUGAGAAAAAUGUGCAAUAUAAAAAUGUAUAUUAUGUUAUUUAUUGAUGGUGUUGUUCUUGGAAAAUAAAUAUUUAA